Molecule: messenger RNA, 2070 nt
Organism: Cotesia glomerata
Lineage: Eukaryota; Metazoa; Arthropoda; Insecta; Hymenoptera; Braconidae
Gene: MAPk-Ak2
Product: MAP kinase-activated protein kinase 2
Exons: 9
Coding region: 502-1869 (455 amino acids)
Biological process (GO): protein autophosphorylation; intracellular signal transduction; peptidyl-serine phosphorylation
Cellular component (GO): cytoplasm; nucleus
Molecular function (GO): calmodulin binding; mitogen-activated protein kinase binding; calcium/calmodulin-dependent protein kinase activity
Source: RefSeq, a predicted model, not a curated record
UUUUACAAUUCAGUUUCAGUUUCAGUGUCAGCUGAGAUUUUAAAAUGCACGGAGCUCAGUUUGUUGGUUCACGCCAAUAUUUAAAUCUUAAAACAUUUAAAUAAUUUAAAUUAUUAUAUUUUUUAUAACUGACUACAGUGCACUAAUUAUUAGAGUAAUAAAUAUCAUUAUUUAAUAAGUAUACUUAUAAUUGUGUGAUUUUGUGACAAUAAUUAAGCCUUUUGUGGAUUAUUUUCCAUGAUAAUCGACAGGUGCUAUACACCUCCGCAAUUUAACGAGUUAAGUGAUGUAUGACCAUGAACGAGUUCUUAGAAUUUGACGACACCGUAUAAACCUCUCAUUACGCUUGCGCCACGUUGUUUAGAAUUUUGUUUAAUUUUGGAGAAAAUAAAAGCAAGAAUUAUUUUUUGGAGCUUCAAGUUUAUUAAUCUUUCACACAAUCACACAAUAAAAAAAAAAAAAGUCAAUUUUUUUUAAAUAAAUAAAAGGAUUCAAGCAUCAAUGUCCAAGUCAAUGUCUAGCUGGACCUUUUGGAGAAAGCCAAGGCGUGUUGGACGAUUAGACGUUACGACAAAGCCAAAAGGAAAAAAAAAACGCUCUAAGAAAGUGGAUCACCCAGGUAGCAUCAUUGAGAAAGAAGAAGGCCACACCAGUACUAAUAAUAAUAACACCUGUAAAAAUAAUAAUAAUAAUAAUAAUAAUAAUAAUAAUAAAAUAACUGAAGAAGUAAAUAACAGUAAAGAAAAAAAACCCCAAGAGGUGUCGAAAAAAAAUAUGGAUUUUCCAACAUCAAGAUUAGAAGAUCGAGUACCUAAAGAGACACCUAUUACAGAUGAUUAUGAAAUAAGUAAUCACGUACUUGGGCUUGGUAUCAAUGGACAAGUUGUUGAGUGCUAUGAUAAAAAUACUAGAGAAAAAUAUGCCCUAAAGGUACUUUAUGACUGUAUGAAAGCAAGGAGAGAAGUUGAAUUACACUGGAGAGCUUCUAAUUGUAAACAUAUUGUACAAGUUAAAGAUGUUUAUGAAAAUACUUACGGUGGAAAUAAAUGUCUGCUUGUAGUAAUGGAAUGCAUGGAGGGUGGUGAACUUUUUCAACGGAUACAAGAUCGGCAAGACGGUGCCUUUACUGAAAGAGAAGCUGCACAAAUAAUGUACGGAAUUUGUCUUGCGGUAAAGCAUCUCCACGACAUUAACAUUGCUCAUAGAGAUCUUAAACCUGAAAAUCUUUUGUACUCAAAGUUAGAUAGCUCAGGAGUACUGAAAUUAACAGACUUUGGUUUUGCCAAAGAGACUAAUAUUAAAAACACAUUACAAACGCCAUGCUAUACACCUUAUUAUGUCGCUCCUGAAGUGCUGGGAGCAGAAAAGUACGACAAAAGCUGUGAUAUUUGGUCGUUGGGAGUGAUAAUGUACAUUUUAUUGUGCGGUUUUCCGCCGUUCUACAGCAACCACGGGUUAGCGAUUUCACCAGGAAUGAAGAAGAGAAUACGUCUAGGACAGUAUGAUUUUCCAGCUCCAGAAUGGGAGCACGUAAGCACUGAAGCGCGAGAUCUCAUUAAAGGAAUGUUGCGUACAGAUCCAGCCGAACGAUUUACCAUCGAAGAUGUUAUGAGAAAUAAUUGGAUUUGUAAACAUACUGAAGUACCGCCAACGCCGCUGCAUACCGGGCGAGUUUUGCGCGAAGGAGAGGAACUUUGGCCUGAAGUACAAGAAGAAAUGACACGAUCUCUCGCGACGAUGCGUGUCGAUUAUGAUGCCGCCAAUUUAAAACAAUUAGACAAUUCAAAUAAUCCAUUGUUGAUUAAACGUCGACGAGCGAAACAGGCCGCCGCUAUGGGAACACCCUUGUCUCCUACACCCGCCUCAUAAGAGUCUAUUAACUAUUUAAUUGAUCGAAUCAAUCAUAUAAUGAUUGUAAAAUGUCUGUAUACGACAAUUAGAAUUGUUGAUGUUUUAAUUACGAUAGCUUAUUGCUAAUGUAUUGACAAUAUCGUAAAAAACACCGCCCACUGUGCAGCUAUUUUAUAAUAUACUUAUAUAAAAUAUAUUAAUUAAUCAUGUAUACAAAUA